Molecule: messenger RNA, 5148 nt
Organism: Larimichthys crocea (large yellow croaker)
Lineage: Eukaryota; Metazoa; Chordata; Actinopteri; Sciaenidae
Gene: pla2r1
Product: phospholipase A2 receptor 1
Exons: 30
Coding region: 254-4711 (1485 amino acids)
Source: RefSeq, a predicted model, not a curated record
UGAAUCAGGCUUUCGUGGCUGUGACCCAGUGAAAACAGCCCGGAGCAGAGCGGCAGGAAUGCAGCCUCCAGCCCCGGAGAGCAGCAGCAGCUCCUCCGUCAGACGUGACGUCGCUGGUCCCCCGCUGAAAAACUUCAGUCGGUCAAAGUUUUCUAUGAGGGGAAAAAAAACAACGAGCCCAAAAUACUCUCUGUGACCAGGAGCCUCGGUAUGUGCGGACAUUGGCGCUUCAACAUUGCAUCCCGCCGUCGAAAUGUUAAUACAGUUGUUGCGUUUCAUCGACUCUGUGGCUGUCGUGGCGACUAUUUGUGCAACAGUGUUGUUGGCGAAAAGCUGCUUGUGUGUCACCGAAGAGGACGAUGAGGUCCUGGAGAAAAACCAGCUCAUGGACUAUUACAAUAAGGGUCUGUUCAUCCUGCAGCAGAGUGAGCCACUGAAUCGCUGCAUCACAGUGGACCGCUCCAACCCGGUGCUGGACGACUGCGAGCGGCCUACGCGUCGCAUGCUGUGGAAGUGGGUCUCCCGACAUCGCCUCUUUAAUGUUGGCACCAGCAAGUGUCUGGGCCUCAACAUCUCGGACACUACGCAGCCCCUCGGCAUGUUCGAGUGUGACAUGUCCGUCCCUGUGCUGUGGUGGCGCUGCAAAGGAUACAUGCUAUACGGGGCGUCCCAGUGGAAGGUGGCUGUGACCGGACGUUUGGUGGUGGUAAAGCGAAACUCUUAUACUGAAUGGAGAAGGUUCAACACCCUUAAAGAGACGCCCUGCUCAUAUCCAUAUGAAGAUAUCCAUACUUUGUUGGGGAAUGCGCAUGGCAUGCCCUGUGCUUUUCCCUUUAGAUACAACAACAAAUGGUACUAUGAAUGCACGACAGAGGGGCGUGAGGACCAUCUUCUGUGGUGUGCCACCAGCACUCGUUAUGAUGAGGCCGAAAGAUGGGGCUUCUGUCCGGUGCAAGAUUCCAGUUGUGAACCUUUCUGGGAGUCAAACCAGGAGCUGCAGGCGUGUUACCAGUUCAACCUGUACACCAUACUAACCUGGAGUCAAGCGAUGUCAACCUGCCAAGCUCAAGGUGGAAAUCUGCUCAGCAUUACCAGCCUGGCAGAGCACAGGUACAUCAGAGAUCGACUUGCAAGUGUUGGAGCGAUGGUCUGGAUUGGGCUGAACCACCUGAAGGAUGGGCGGGGGUGGCAGUGGUCCGAUGGAGCACCUUUGACAUUGGUCAAUUUCACCACAGCUCUGCCUGCCAGCCCGCUACAAGACAACAGACAGUGUGGUGUGUACAACUCAGCCUACGAGGGUCACUGGCAGAGUCUCUCCUGCGAGUCUGCUCUGCCUUACAUCUGUAAGAAGAUGCCUAACAACACCCGGAGAGCCGAGCCACUAGAGAACUGGCAAUAUAUCCAUACAGAGUGUGCUAAUGGCUGGUGGCCUCAUAAUGGUUUCUGCUACAGGCUGAUGUCAGAAACUGAAGCAGGAAGCUGGGAGGAGUCUUCUCAGGCCUGCGAAUCUCAGGGAGCAAACCUCACCAGCAUCCACUCUCUGUCUGAGGUGGAAAAUCUACUCAACCUACUAGCUAACUUUUCUGGGGAGAGUAUGGAGGUGUGGAUCGGUCUUUGGAAACAGGCAUCGUCACCGACUGUAGAGUGGUCCGAAGGCUCACCAGUAACUCUCACCCUCUGGCACCAGUAUCACCCCCCCAACAACCUGACAGAUGAAAAACUCUGUGUGAAAGUAGACAAGAAGGAAGGUAACUGGCUUUUAGUGUCAUGUGAUGAGCGACUGCCUGCUGUGUGUAGAAAAGAAAGCCAGAAUCGUCACCUCGGAACCUGGGACGAGGGUUGUCCCGAGGGCUGGAAGCGACACGGUCACUCCUGCUACACAGUGACUAGCCACGAACACAACUUUUAUGAUGCAACGCAAGGAUAUUACUGCAAGGCCCAUCUUCUUCAAUUGGAAAACAGGUUUGAGCAGGCCUUCGUCAACAGUUUGCUGAGUGAGAGUGGAGCCAACAGUAGCAUGUAUUACUGGAUUGAUCUCGUGGAUGAGGGCGAGAUGGGAGUGUACAGCUGGUCUCAUAAAAAUGGCUUCUCUGUCCCUCUCACCUUCAGUAACUGGAACAAACAUCAGCCAGUCACUGCCGGUAGCUGUGUUGCUAUGUCAGGUGGCCAUGCUUUGGGUCGCUGGGAGGUGAAAGACUGCAAGUCCCACAAGGCCUUGUCAGUGUGUAAGCAGAGCAUCAGCAGUUAUCACGAGGUCCAGUUGCCAGAGCACCACAUUGAUGCCUAUGCCCCCUGUCCUCCGGGGUGGGAAUCACACUCUGGGCUGAUGUACUGUUUUAAGGUGUUCCACGAUGAGAAAGUCUUGAUGAAGCGCUCGUGGGUGGAAGCAGACUUCUUCUGCCAGGCCCUCGGGGCUCAGCUGGCCAGUUUCCACCACUAUGAGGAGCAGGUGUUUGUUAAGCAGCUCCUCAGUACCAUAUUUGAAGGAACAGAGGGUCGCUGGUUCUGGAUUGGUUUAAAUAAGAGAGACCCUGAUAAUCCUGGUGGCUGGGAGUGGUCUGAUGGUACUCCUGUGUUGUCGUCCUUCAUAGAUGAUAAGAACGAGGAGGAUGACAGGAGGGACUGUGCUGUGUACAGUGAUCUGACUGACACUAUCAUGCCGCAGCCCUGUGACACCAAACACGAGUGGAUCUGCAAACUGUACAGAGGUGAUGAACUGAAAAAACCAUAUUGGUACACUGAGCAGAGUGAGCCCUGGGUGUUUUACCGCGGAGCUGAGUACCUGCUGGCGAAACAGCCCUUUGACUGGGACGCUGUCUCUCUGGCCUGUCAGAUGAUGGGAGCCUACCUGCUGUCCAUUCACUCCAAAGAGGAGAUGCACUUCAUCAAGGAGCGAUUGCGACGGCUCUCCCUUGGCCCGACCGACUGGUGGAUCGGCCUGUCCAUUGGGCAGCCUGGAGAGGAUGUCAGCUGGAGCGACAAGACGGAGGUAGAGUUUCAGAAUUGGGCAGAGGGGACUGCGAUAAUUGGCCCAAGAAAAAGGUUGUGUGUCACCAUGUCCUCCUCGUCAGGGAAGUGGUCGACAAACAAGUGUAGUGAUCUCCACGGCUACGUUUGCAAGAGGAAGACUGUGUCGGUGGUGGAGACUCCCAGGGAGCCUUGCUACAUCGGAGGAUGUCCGGAGAAAUGGCUGUACUUUGGACACAAGUGUCUUCUGCUUCACCUCCCUAACAGUCCAAAGGAUGGAAAGAGUUGGAAUGAUGCCCAGUCCAUCUGCUCCUCAUUCGAAGGCUCACUCAUCGCAAUAGAAGACGAAAUUGAACAAGCAUACAUCACCAUGUUGCUCCAGGGAAGUUCUGUUGGAGUGUGGAUUGGUCUCUGGGAUGAAGACCCUGAUACAUGGACCAGUGGGAAAAAAGUCAGCUACACCAACUGGUCUCCAGUUUCACCGAGGAGCUUUCUCAAUGACGACGAGUGGGUCAGUAGAUUUGCUAAUGAGCAGUUGUGCAUGGUUCUGUCCAACAACCACAACUUCCACCUGACAGGGAAGUGGUAUUUUGAGAGGUGUAGCGAGAGUGCGUAUGGCUUUGUUUGUCAAAAACCUCAAGAUGUAUCCAAACCACCCGCUCACUCCUGUCGCCACCUCCCUGAUAAUAUUGAGUACAGGAGCCACACCUACAAGGUUGUGUCUGGCAACAUGAGCUGGUACGACGCGAUGCAUAUGUGCACAGAGAAUGAUUCUGACCUAGUGAGCGUUACAGAUGCCUACCACCAGGCUUUCCUUACUGUCCUUGUCAAUAGAUUGGCAGUUCCCCACUGGAUUGGACUGUAUAGUCAAGAUAGUGGCAUCAAUUACCAGUGGUCAGACGGCAGUGACACAGUGUACACACACUGGGACGCAGCCGAUGACGAUGAAGACAUUGUGAAUGGAGAGUGUGUGUACAUGGAUGUGAACGGAGGCUGGCGAAGAGCAGACUGCGAAACUCCGCUCCCAGGAGCCCUGUGCCAUGUUUCCCCAGCGGGCAUUAAACCAUUUAUAUCAUACGAGCUGGUGUGUCCAUCCACGUGGGUGAAAUUUGGACAAGGCUGUUACAACUUUGAACCUGUGGUGGAGAAACUCACAUUUGAAGAGUCCAGAGAGCACUGCAGGCAGAAAGUCAACACCUCGGAUGUCCUGACCAUUGAGAGCGAGACCGAGAAUCGUUUUGUUCUGGAGCAGCUGUGGUCGUCAGGGUUCCAUCACCAUACAGUGUGGUUGGGGAUGUACUUCAACUUUGACACUGAUUCUCUGGCUUGGGUGGAUGGCUCAGCUAUGGAAUACACCAACUGGCCCAGCAAAGCCCCGGACACCAAGCUGCUGACUGCAGAUACCUGUGUUAAUACCAGGGUGGUGGAUGGUUUGUGGUACCUGUCACAGUGCACCGAGCGGCUCGGCUUCAUCUGCAAAACUAUCACAAAUGUAGGGACUGAAGUGGAAGUGGCUCCAAUAAACGGUGUAUAUCAUGGUGUCAUCGCAGCUGCAGUGCUGGUGGCUGUACUUGUCUUUGCCCUGCUGGCAGGAGCAAUGUGGUUCAUGUACAAGAGGAACGCUUCGCGUUUUCAGAGGCUUCCCACUCUUGGUAGUGCUUAUUACAGACAAACCAGCUCACAGGCUACGGAGUCGGAUGGAAACGUGCUGAUCACAGACUUGGAGGCUCACUCAGGAGAAUAGCACUCAGUGACUCCUUUUCUUGUUGUUUUAAGUUCUCUGUUGUUCCUCCCAGUUCUGUGUCUGUCUCUCACCAUUUCACCAUCACGUAUGAAUGCCACAUGACACUGUAAAGCUGUGACGCUGACUCCUCAGGACAGUGGUGAGAUGAUGACGGCAAAAAAUGUCUUUCUUCGAUUUGAGAAUGUAUUUGAAGGAUUCCCUGUUGCUCUCUACAGUUUUCAUGUGUUGAAAUCCUUUCAACGAGACAAAUAUUUGUGAUGAUGUUUCUUGUGUCGACACUGAAGAGCCCUCAUUUGAAUUUCUAGACUAACAAAGUCCACAUGAAUGAGAAUGUUGAAGAACUGAAGGGAUGCUAGAGAGCUUUGAACUUGUUAAAAGAGGUACUGAACACUUGCAAUCAUUCAGUAUUACGAUUUAUUCAAUUGGUAAAAAAAAAA